AUGCUGCUAGAGCGAGGAGCCGAUGUCAACGCCCAGGAUGGAUAUUACGGACAUGCCCUUCAAGCUGCUUGUUCUAAAGGACACGACAAGAUCGCACAGAUGCUGCUAGAGCAAGGAGCCGAUGUCAACUCCCAGGGUGGAUUCCACGGAAAUGCCCUUCAGGCUGCUUGUUAUAAAGGACACGACAGGAUCGCACAGAUGCUGCUAGAGCGAGGAGCCGAUGUCAACUCCCAGGGUGGAGAAUACGGAAAUGCCCUUCAGGCUGCUUGUUUCGAAGGACACGACAGGAUCGCACAGAUGCUGCUAGAGCGAGGAGCCGAUGUCAACGCCCAGGGUGGAUUCUACGAAAAUGCCCAGGCUCAGGCGCAAGCCCAGAAUGUCGCGCCGCAAGGACAGCAUGUUCAACGAACUCAGUCAAGCAACCCACAGUCUUUGAACCAGCUGCUGCCACAAAUCCAAGCCAAAGUUAGCGCCCUCAACUUCUACCUCCUACCAAAUGUCACCCACGAACAACUCCAGACAUGGAUUCCCGAGGCCCGGUUGCGAUAUGGAAUUGCGCUCCAGAAACAGGAAUUUGGUAGAGUUUGGCUGGCCAAGUUGCGUCAGCAAUAUGCAGCACGCACGGCGCAAGGCAAUAUUACUUCGGAGGAGGUGCCAGAGUUCAAAAACCGCCUGUUAUCUGCUGAGCUGCUGUAUCAGGAGGGUAGUGACUUCUUGGCCAAGUUCAAGGAACAGCAGGAAGGGUUCAAAAUGCAGGCAUCAGGAUUGAAUGGCCCAAUAGCCAUGAUCCAAACACCGAGCAAUCAAACACCCAACGCGGGACAAUCCCAGGCUCCAGCUCCUCAUACCAUAAACUCAGCUGUGAAUGCAGCACGUCAGAAUUCUGUUAUGUGGCCUUCUGUUUCUCAGGUAGGACAGCCACCUUCGGGCUCUCCGGUGGGCACAACUCCUGCCUCGACCACGCAGCCACUCACACAACGCUCACAAGCUCCUUCCCAACCGGGAGCAUCAGGCGCUCAAGUCACUUUCAGUCAAACUCCCAACUUGGAACGUGCGACACCUACAUCAACUGGACCUGCACAGAUCAACCAAGGCCCUCCUCGUCCUUUAUCUGCGUCGGCAGCUCUGCAUCAAUCAGCACAAAGUUACAGUAACCCAAAUACUUCCCAACAACCACAGCAGCAAAACAUGAAUCAGGCAGUCAAUAAUCAACAGGCGCGGCCCCAGGGUUACCUGGGAAAUCGCACUACUGACACUUCUGCGCGCAACAAUAACAUGGCCAUUCCUAAAACUCUCAACGUUCCAACUCCUGAACCUGUCUCCAUGCCAGCUGGCGAAGGCCAGCACGUCCUCAGCAAGAAGAUGCUGGAUAUCCUCGUCCGCCAGGUCACCGGUGGCGGCGAGAACGAAAUGUUGACACCCGAUGCUGAAGAGGUUAGUUAG
Molecule: messenger RNA, 1443 nt
Organism: Penicillium taxi
Lineage: Eukaryota; Fungi; Ascomycota; Eurotiomycetes; Eurotiales; Aspergillaceae
Exons: 3
Coding region: 1-1443 (480 amino acids)
Molecular function (GO): protein binding
Source: RefSeq, a predicted model, not a curated record